CAACAAGAAACGCAGACUACGUGGCACCAGAAAGGAAGAGGCGACGCCAAAGGUGUCUCCCAUACACAUGCGUAUCUAUGGUGUUUCUACAAGCCCUGGAACAUGGAAAAAUAUGAAAAAAUAAAAGUAGUGGGAAGAGGAGCUUUUGGAAUUGUUCACCUGUGUCGCAGACACAGUGAUGGGGCUUUGGUGAUCCUGAAGGAGAUCCCGGUUGAGCAGAUGACACGAGAUGAGCGGCUCUCUGCGCAGAACGAGUGCCAGGUGCUGAAGCUGCUCAAUCACCCCAACAUCAUUGAGUACUAUGAGAACUUCCUGGAGGACAAGGCACUCAUGAUUGCUAUGGAGUAUGCGCCAGGUGGGACCUUGGCUGACUACAUCCAGAAGCGCUGUAACUCCCUGCUGGAUGAGGACACCAUCAUGCACUUCUUUGUGCAGAUCCUCCUGGCGCUCUACCAUGUGCAUAACAAGCUCAUCCUGCACCGGGACCUCAAGACCCAAAACAUCCUGCUGGACAAACACCAGAUGAUCGUCAAGAUUGGGGACUUUGGCAUUUCCAAGAUCCUUGUCAGCAAGAGUAAAGCUUACACGGUAGUGGGGACUCCGUGCUACAUCUCCCCUGAGCUGUGUGAGGGGAAACCCUAUAACCAGAAGAGUGAUAUCUGGGCUCUGGGCUGUGUGCUGUAUGAAUUAGCCAGCCUAAAGAGAGCCUUCGAGGCAGCGAACCUUCCUGCCCUGGUACUGAAGAUCAUGAGCGGUACUUUUGCUCCGAUCUCGGACCGGUACAGCCCAGAGCUCAGGCAGCUGAUUCUAAACAUGCUGAAUCUGGACCCGUCCAAUCGACCGCAGCUGAGCGAGAUCAUGGCUCAGCCCAUCUGUGUUCGGCCUCUCCUCAACCUCUGCACCGACAUUGGCAACGUCAAAAUGCGCAGGAUCGAGAAGCCGCUGUCCUCUGUUCAGGCAGGUGCUCAUGGGAGACCAGGAGCUCGAGUCCCCAGCAGUAGGUCCAGAGGCACAGGAACUAUGGGACAUCCUCUCCCCCUGUCCUCUGUCUACACCUGGGGAAGUGGCAUCUCUGCACCCCUCCGCCUACCCAUGCUCAACACCCAGGUGCUGCAGGUGUCUCUGGGCCGGACACAGAGAAUGGGCGUCACCAAAUCCGGCCGCCUCAUCACCUGGGAGGCUCCCUCUGUGGGGUGCGGAGAGCCCUCUCUUCCCGGGACGGUGGAGCACAUGCAGCCACAGUUCAUCUCCCGCUUCCUGGAGGGGCAGUCAGGUGUUACCAUCAAAUCUGUGUCCUGUGGGGACCUCUUCACCACCUGUAUGACAGACAGAGGCAUUAUAAUGACAUUUGGGAGUGGAAGCAAUGGCUGCCUUGGACAUGGAAACUGCAAUGAUGUAACUCAGCCCAAGAUUGUGGAGGCUUUGCUGGGAUACGAGCUGGUACAGGUGUCCUGCGGGGCGUCACACGUUCUGGCCGUGACCAAUGAGAGGGAAGUGUUUGCUUGGGGCAGAGGGGAUAAUGGCCGUCUGGGUCUGGGCAGCCAGGACUCACACAACUCCCCACAGCAGGUGUGUGUGCCGCCGGAGUUUGAGACCCAGCGCGUGCUGUGUGGGGUGGACUGCUCCAUGAUCAUCAGCACUCAGCACAGCAUCCUGGCCUGUGGCAGCAACAGAUUUAAUAAACUAGGUCUGGACAAGAUUGAUGGUACAGAAGAGCCGUCUCCCUCCAAUCAGGUGGAAGAAGUUACCACUUUCAGCCCAGUCAGGUCAGCUCCUCUGAACGUUGAGAAGAUUGUUUACAUUGACAUUGGAACCGCCCACUCUGCUGGAGUGACAGAGAAGGGCCAGUGCUUCACCUUUGGGAGUAACCAGCACGGGCAGCUGGGCUGCAGCACCCGCAGGGCCAGCCGGGUGCCCUACCCAGUGCCGGGGCUGCAGGGCAUCGUCAUGGCUGCGUGUGGGGAUGCGUUCACAUUGGCCAUCAGUGCAGAGGGUGAGGUAUACACCUGGGGGAAAGGGGCCCGUGGCAGGCUGGGAAGGAAAGAGGAGGAUUCUGGGAUACCAAAGGCAGUGCAGCUCGAGGAGAGGCAUCCGUACACUGUUCUGUCAGUGGCCUGUUGUCAUGGAAACACUCUCCUGGCUGUGAAACCUUUUAUAGAGGAGUCUGUUCCCAGGUGAUCCUCCAUGCCACCAGCCUGGAUAGCCAGAGAUCAAGAUGGAUUCCUAUAAAGUUCCUCUAUACAUUUCUGUUAUGGACAGUUUAUCAGCCAGUAUUACCUUAUUAUAAGGAAAUGUGAUCAGUGUGAACUACCAUGGUGUGCGUUGUCCGCUUUUGACAUCUCCAAAAUUUGGCAGGGCAAAUCCCGAAUACAUAACCAGAGAUGAUGUGGACCCGCCCGGCCCAUAGAAAAGCAAAAGACUG
Messenger RNA from Anguilla anguilla (European eel), 2422 nucleotides. RefSeq names its product NIMA-related kinase 8 (gene nek8). The record is from RefSeq and is a predicted model, not a curated record. The coding region runs from base 103 to 2178 and encodes 691 amino acids. Gene Ontology annotation, molecular function: protein kinase activity; ATP binding. The transcript has 15 exons. NCBI's taxonomy places the organism in Eukaryota, Metazoa, Chordata, Actinopteri, Anguilliformes, Anguillidae. Gene Ontology annotation, biological process: protein phosphorylation.